Molecule: messenger RNA, 1195 nt
Organism: Chenopodium quinoa (quinoa)
Lineage: Eukaryota; Viridiplantae; Streptophyta; Magnoliopsida; Caryophyllales; Amaranthaceae
Exons: 3
Coding region: 480-902 (140 amino acids)
Source: RefSeq, a predicted model, not a curated record
GUUCGAAUCCCAUUACUCACUUUUUUUUUUUUUUUUUUUCUUUUUGGUUUCUACAUUGCUGUUUAUCACGAACAGUUUUCCACUUUUCCCCCAAAUUCUAAAACCCUAACUCCCCUAAACUCCUACUCCCCUAAAUCUCGCCAAUCGCCGCCCGCCGGCCACCUUUUAGUCCGUGACGCAUUCCGCCUUUAGUCGUCCUUCACCGUCCACCUUCGUUCAAUCAAUCAGUUCGUGACGCUUCAGUCCUUCAACAUACCGCAAUCGCAUACGGCACUUCGAUCAAUCGGCUCACGGCGGCACGGCCUCUACCAGUCGACCUGGUGUCUGUUUCGAACCCACACUUCGCAAAUCCUGGAGACGCCACUGCCUACCCCCAUUUCCAUUGAUGCGCGAACUCUAAAUUCUCCAUUGAAGCAGCUUCUGAGCUUUUCUCUUCCAUUGAAGCAGCUUCUAAGUUGUUGUUUCAGCUUUGACUGAAAAUGGGUACAGAACAAAAGGCAGAAGGCACUGAACAAACCGAUGGUGGCAAUCCAGCAGUUGGCAUUGUGAGAAAAGUCGAAGCAAAGUAUCAUGAGCUGAGGAAGCAUGCAGAAACUUACCCUUAUGUGUGGGGAUCAUAUGCAGUUGUCUAUGGUGGAUUUGGGCUUUGGUUUGCAUACAGAUGGAGGAGGCUCCGGAAGACUGAGGAUAGAGUCCGAGUCCUUCAAGAGCGUUUACGUCAACUUGCUCAAGCUGAGGAGUCUGGUAGUACCAGUUCUUCUGCAUCCGCUAAAGUGGAUAAACUAGUCGAGGAGUCUGCUAGUACCAGUCCUUCUACACACACUACGGUAGAUAAAUCAGUUAAGGAGUCUGCUGGUACGAGUUUUAGUGCAUCCACUCAAGUGGAUAAGCCACCCCAAUAAGCAUUGGGUUGCCUUAUCAUCUGCUAGCGGAGUAAUUUUGGGGCUUGAAUCUAUCUCCAUAGAUAUGCCUUGGCUGAAUUAGGAGGGAAAGAAGACAAUUUUUUUUUUGGAUGAGUAUUAGAUUUAUUUAUGCAACUUAUAGAUAGUUUGUAAACACAGGUCCAAAUCUCAACUUAUAUGACAUUUUUGCCGAACACUUGGAAUGUCGAAUGGCUGUAUAGCUCACCAAUAAUUUGCUCGGUGACUGCCAGGUUUGCUAGUAGUUAACACGAAUGAUUGGAUUGAUUUUGGCA